AUGAGAAACCAUACAAUGGUGACGACAUUCAUUCUUCUAGGACUGACAGAUGACCCAAACUGGCAAAUUGUAAUUUUCCUUUUUCUAUUUCUAACGUAUUUAUUGAGUAUUAUGGGAAAUCUGAUCAUUAUCCUCCUCUCCCUGCUGGAUUCCCACCUCAACACACCCAUGUAUUUCUUCCUUCGGAAUUUUUCCUUUUUAGAAGUAUCCUUGACAUCUGCCUGCAUCCCCAGGUUCCUGGUCAGCAUAGUGACUAUGGAUAAAACAAUUUCCUAUGAUGCUUGUCUGACACAGUUGUUUUUUAUCAUUUUCUUGGGUGUAUCAGAGUUUUUCCUGUUGGCUGCCAUGUCCUAUGACCGCUAUGUGGCCAUCUGCAAACCCCUUCAUUAUGCGACCAUUAUGAGCAACAGAGUCUGCACCCAACUAGUUCUCACUUCUUGGUUAGCUGGGUUAUUAACAGUCUCUCCUGGACUUAUCAUGGGCCUGAGGUUGGAAUUCUGCGAUGCCAGUACUAUUGACCACUUUGCCUGUGACUAUUCCCCUCUCCUCAAACUCUCCUGCACAGACACCCAAGUCAUAGAACUGUUAAGUUUUAUUUUAGCCACUGUCACACUCCUGAUUACAUUGGCACUGGUAUUGCUCUCCUAUGCAAAUAUCAUGAGAACAAUUCUGAAGAUCCCUUCUGCCCAGCAGAAGAAGAAGGCUUUCUCUACUUGUUCCUCCCACAUGAUUGUUGUCUCUAUCUCCUAUGGCAGCUGUAUUUUUAUGUAUAUUAAACCUUCUGCAGAGGAAAGGGUAGCUUUAAACAAGGGAGUAGCAGUACUCACUACCUCAGUUGCACCUGUAUUAAAUCCUUUUAUAUAUACGCUAAGAAAUAAACAAGUGAAACAAGCCCUGAAGGAUACAGUUAAAAAACGCAUCUUUACUACUUUUAAAAAAUAG
Messenger RNA from Equus quagga, 942 nucleotides. Its product is annotated as olfactory receptor 6C74-like. Gene Ontology annotation, biological process: G protein-coupled receptor signaling pathway. The transcript has a single exon. Gene Ontology annotation, cellular component: membrane. The record is from RefSeq and is a predicted model, not a curated record. NCBI's taxonomy places the organism in Eukaryota, Metazoa, Chordata, Mammalia, Perissodactyla, Equidae. Gene Ontology annotation, molecular function: olfactory receptor activity; G protein-coupled receptor activity. Bases 1 to 942 code for a protein of 313 amino acids.